Molecule: messenger RNA, 1159 nt
Organism: Babesia bovis T2Bo
Lineage: Eukaryota; Apicomplexa; Aconoidasida; Piroplasmida; Babesiidae
Exons: 2
Coding region: 334-786 (150 amino acids)
Source: RefSeq, a predicted model, not a curated record
UUUAAUCACAGAAACAUUUCUUUAUUGUAACUGAUAUCUGCUCUUUUGAUGCUCUUGAGUUAAUGGCUUCUAGACAGUAUUAAGGGAACAUCUUUUAAAUACAUAUCUACUGUUUCAUUUCGCUUCCAUUUUAUUUUAGCUUGAUUUUAUCAAUCAACUGUUCUAAUGGAUAAUUAGUCAUUGGUUAUUGGUCGCUAUCGCUUAUUAUAGCGGCCGCAGCCUGGCACAAAGCCUAUAAUUGCAUAUCUUAUCGUUUUGGCUUUUAUUUAAAGGGUAAUAUCUAUGUAUGCAUUAUAUUUGUUUAUUUUAUUGAUGUAUUCGUAAAAUUGAACGAUGAGUGGAAUUGGUUCUGCACAAGACUCGUCGAUACGCUGGGCGGACGAGUUGGACGACUCUGAUUCUGGAAUUGAACCACCAAUGGAUUAUAAACCAUUAUAUUCGCAAGAGUCAACUACUGAUUAUCGUCAAACAUCGGCUAAAGCACCAGAGGAGACAGCGAAAUCGUUUGAAGGGCACCGUGCUGAUUUUCUUGCAGGUGAUCCUUCUGAUACAUGUGACUUAUUUUCACGUCGCAAUUUGCGUUCAAACAAUAAAAAGGGCACUAAUUCACGUAAACCCAGGACGUUCACACCUCCUCAUGAUGACGAAUUCAGUUGGAGAUCUUCGUCGAAUUCUCUUAGGGGCGGCGGUCGCAAUGUAUCAUCAAUGGGUUCCAAAAGUGAAGAAGAUCGCGGAUUUUAUGGAAUGAGAAACCGGCGUAGAGAGGAAAAUAACUCCGCCUGGUAAUACAUUAAAUGGUCUUCUGUUAGAAUAUUUUUUGUAGUUAAAAUAUUAUUACGUAAAUGUGGAUUGCACCAUUGGUUUGUAAAUUUUUUCAAGGAGCCUGAACGUAUCAAAAUCGGUGUUGAAGGUUGAAUAUAGCAUUGCGUCGGCGUAUACACUCAUUUGCUUUAGGGCAAUGUUGAUCACUGCAUAUUUUCAUUGGUUAAAAUCCAUAGACUUACCAUUUGCAACUACAUCAAGCGUGUUUGCGAAAUCAAUUGGCAUUGAAUAACGGCGAAUCGUUGAAAUUGCCUUAGACAGUGAAGCACAUUGUGCUACAAACUCUUUUGCGACCUGUUGAAUCGUGGUAUCGGUGUAGCCGAGCAUGUUUGCGAUA